This is a messenger RNA of Drosophila sulfurigaster albostrigata, 747 nucleotides long. RefSeq names its product probable DNA replication complex GINS protein PSF2 (gene Psf2). The transcript is spliced from 2 exons. Gene Ontology annotation, cellular component: nucleus; GINS complex. The coding region runs from base 49 to 672 and encodes 207 amino acids. Gene Ontology annotation, biological process: double-strand break repair via break-induced replication; DNA replication. The record is from RefSeq and is a predicted model, not a curated record. NCBI's taxonomy places the organism in Eukaryota, Metazoa, Arthropoda, Insecta, Diptera, Drosophilidae.
UUAUCGUGCGGUCCCGCUGUUUCUAUUGUUUACAAAAAAUCUACGAUCAUGGAUCCAGCAACGAUUGAAUUUAUUGGCGAAAAAUGCAUGAUAAGCAUUAUACCGAAUUUUUCAAAUGAGCCACUGCAUCUUAUCUAUGGCUCUGUGGGCCCAUUCCGUGCUGGGUUUCCGGUUUUUGUUCCAUUAUGGCUGGCAGCGCAUCUGCGAAAACAACAAAAAUGCCGCAUUGUGCCGCCAGAAUGGAUGGAGCUCGAAACGUUGGAGGAAAUCAAAGAGGAGGAGAAGCGUUCCAAAUUCUUCACAAAGAUGCCCAGCGAGCAUUACAUGGUAGUUGCUCAGCUGGUAAUGAGCACAGCGCCCGAUGAUGUGCCUCGUUGCGAGGAGUUGCGCACAGUGAUUAAGGAUAUAUUUGAUAUACGGGAAUCGAAGUUGCGCACCUCUAUUGAUGCAUUCAUUAAGGGGGAAGGCACUUAUGCCAAGUUGGACAACUUGACGUUGCUAGAGAUGCACAGUGUCCGCCCUAUUUUGCCUUAUUCCCUGGAUCACAUUGCCCGUUAUCAGAGAAUGGCCACCGCAUCACAGCGCGACACAUCUAUGCUGGGCAUGAACACUACAAUCAGCGGAAGUGGCAGUGGAAGCGGUUCCAUGAGCAACUCCUAUUUCACGCAGUAAUACUUUAAUAGUUAGUGAUAUUUACAGUUGUAGUUAGUAAGAUAUAUGUGUAUUAAAAUCAGAAUCCGAUUAACA